Messenger RNA from Blepharisma stoltei, 246 nucleotides. The record is from the annotation of a GenBank genome assembly. NCBI's taxonomy places the organism in Eukaryota, Ciliophora, Heterotrichea, Heterotrichida, Blepharismidae.
AUGAAGCUUUUAGAUGAUGGUUUAUCUGAUGAUACUCGAACAAAUAUUGGGUGGGGUUUAAUAUCUUUAUUAAGCUUUUCUUUACUACUUCAUAUAAUAUCUAUUCUUAUCAACUUUGUCCAAGGAAUAAAAAAGCUAUAUGAUUGGUUUUUAAAAAGUUUUGCAAAUAAAUUUGUUAUUAGAAAAAGAAGAGUCGUUUUGAAUGAAAUUAAAUCGCAUAUGCCAAACCAGGAAUGAAAUAAAUAA